GAACUCAUUCCGCGUUGUGCAGGCCUAUCGAUUUUCUAACCCGCUUACUAUGCAAGAUUGAGGCUAUAAAACAGUGCGACGUAUAUUCAGAUUGCAUUUUACGUUUGGGACAAGUUUGAUUUUUAAUUAGACCUAAUUACUGAUUUGCUCAAAUGGCACAGAAGAAAGAACAGCUUCGUGAAUUCCUCCGGACUCGGUUGGAUUUGGGUGAAACGAAUGGUUUAGAGUGGAUAAAUAGGGAUGAGCACAUUUUCAAGUUGCCAUGGAAACAUCAGAAUGAUAGCGACAGGGAAGACGACGAUGCUAAACUAUUUCGGGAGUGGGGAAACCACAAGGGCCGGGGACCGAGUAAAGACGCGGACUUGAAGGCCACAUUUCGGUCUGGUCUGAAGAAAACGCGCUAUGUUAAGGUCCUUCAAGAAGGUGAAAACUUGAGACACAAAAUCUGCCAACUCAUAUACCCGGAUGAGGAGGGUGAGAAAACGGUUUCUCCAGGAGCGGGGGUGCGCCGCCGGAAGGACGCCCAUCAGGAUCGUGAAGUCGCUGAAGUGCCGGGAGUAACAAUCAUGCCAGGUCCUGCUGAUAGUAAUCUUCCAACCACUCUCCAGGAAAUAACACCACCAUCUUCUUUAGAGUCCAGCACUUCUUCAAUAAAAAGCGAACUGGACAAAUACCUAAAUGGGGAUAAAGAAAUAACGGUGAAUGCUGAUGAUGUUGUAAACCUUUUCCAAUUCAUCGAAAUGCCUCGAGAUGAAGGCAUGAGUGGUGUGGAGGAAUAUGGAGUCUAUCCGCCGCUCGGGGUGGAAAACAGUAAUUGGGCACAGUCACCAGGAGCAGCUCUGUCUCCGGAUGUUGCUGACAUUCAACAAGCGCAAGUUGAUCAAGGACACGCAACGGGAAAUUUGGAACUUCCAGCCCCCCAACCUAAAGUCCUCCUGUCGUCAUCAGAGAUGCCAAGUGACUUGAGCACCGGACACUUCGGCAAGAUUGACUUCAGCAGAUUCCAAGGGCCUGAUGACAAAAUACAACUUCAGUAUUCUGACAUUUUCCUAAUAAUAAAACAUAGAAGAUACGUCCUCAACAAGUGUCACAGAGGAUGCAGCAGAGGUGUCCGAAUAAGUUAUCUGAAGCCAAAUGAGCCGGAUCUUUAUGAGGGCCUUGGAGCAGAAGUAAUCACUCCUGCACUACCCAACUUCAACGAAGGUGAAGAUGUCUAUACGACGCGUGCAAGGGGACUGCUGGAGGCAAUGAGAUAUGGUCUUUACCUCUAUGCAGAUGAGCAAUUCAACAUCCAUGCUGUAAGAAUUAGCAAACUUCGGAUAUUCUAUGCAAACACAAUUUUCAGAGGGAUCCAUGCCAAACCCAUAAAAUUACCGAAAAAUGAAGACGUCAUUGUCUUUGACAGUAAGGUGUUCAGACAGGCGUUCGAAAAUUCGAUACGGGAACAGCCAGACAGUCCACGGCCAGGCGUGCGAGUCCUUUUCUCAUUUGGUGAGACGUGGGACCUAUCAUCAUCGCUGGACAAGUGUCACCUCUCCGUAGUCAUCGCAAGUGCACCAUUGCUUUUUCAAAUGCACACGUUUAUGAAGGCGUCUGCGUCUUUACCAAAACAGAUGGAAAUGUCAGAUUCGUCUAGUUGGAACUCGUCAACAUCAGCAGUGCAGGAAGUCGGCGCUGAGAUACAGAGAAUGUCAUUUGAUGAUAGCACACAACAGGAGAAAAUAUAGUGACUGUUUCUGCUGUGUUUUCUGGUGUAGGGCGAUAUACUGUAUACCGCCCACUGUAGCAAACAUCUUCCGACACCGGUGUCAGUCUAAGCCUUCUUCCCUCGCAGACACCUUACUGCUUGGUCAUCUUCCCCCAAGGGAGGUCUCCGAAAAAUGUGUUUUUCAUGUUGGUUUUCUGCCCCCCCCCCCCCCCCCGCCCCCGCACGCGCACAAAGGAUGAGAUAUGGCGAUAAAUGCCGAGUGAAAGAACUUAAUCGUUCGGGUUGUGCAGCAACUUACAUGCAGCAUUUUGGACAUUCAGUAUAGGUUAUAUCCUCAUCAUCCCCAUCAUCAUCAUCAUCAUCAUCAUCAUCAUUACCAGAGAAUUAUUGACAAUCCUUGCAAAUUUCGCAUUGCUUCUCAUCUUAUCGGGCAUUGGACUCCUAUGUAUUCCAUUUCGUCAUCAUGAUAAAUGUAAAUAUUUUUUUCAUAUUCUUGCCUUACAAAGGUUGUGUUUUGGUCAAUAAAUUUUAUUUCAUAUCA
Molecule: messenger RNA, 2249 nt
Organism: Lineus longissimus
Lineage: Eukaryota; Metazoa; Nemertea; Pilidiophora; Heteronemertea; Lineidae
Exons: 9
Coding region: 153-1727 (524 amino acids)
Biological process (GO): immune system process; regulation of transcription by RNA polymerase II
Cellular component (GO): nucleus
Molecular function (GO): RNA polymerase II cis-regulatory region sequence-specific DNA binding; DNA-binding transcription factor activity, RNA polymerase II-specific; protein binding
Source: RefSeq, a predicted model, not a curated record